Topomyia yanbarensis is the source of this 4774-nucleotide messenger RNA. It is a transcript of the gene SERCA, whose product is annotated as calcium-transporting ATPase sarcoplasmic/endoplasmic reticulum type. Gene Ontology annotation, molecular function: ATP binding; ATP hydrolysis activity; P-type calcium transporter activity. Gene Ontology annotation, cellular component: membrane. NCBI's taxonomy places the organism in Eukaryota, Metazoa, Arthropoda, Insecta, Diptera, Culicidae. The coding region runs from base 232 to 3228 and encodes 998 amino acids. The transcript is spliced from 12 exons. The record is from RefSeq and is a predicted model, not a curated record. Gene Ontology annotation, biological process: calcium ion transmembrane transport; intracellular calcium ion homeostasis.
CAUACGGGGACGAAUGCUCAGUCGUCCACGAUCUUUUCUUUGGUGCGCUACUUACCAUUGUAUAACAGCCUUAGCCUGGCUCGCAACUGGCUAGGCCUAAGGUCUAUUAUAUAAUCGCACUAUUAUUCUAUAGAAACUUUUUGUUUAAUUUUGGAAAGUUUAGUGGUGUUUAACGGUGCCUGAGAUAUAGUGCCUUCCGGACGGUAACUGCCGGUUACUAGCUAAUUCACCAUGGAGGACGGCCAUUGCAAGUCCGUCGAAGAAGUGCUAUCAUACUUCCGAGUGGAUCCCGAAAAAGGUCUCAGCCCUGAUCAGGUUAAGGAAUAUCAGAAAAAAUACGGCCUCAAUGAGCUUCCAGCUGAAGAGGGUAAAACAAUCUGGCAAUUAGUCCUGGAACAGUUUGAUGAUCUGUUAGUUAAGAUUCUCCUGUUAGCUGCUAUUAUUUCCUUUGUCCUCGCCCUUUUUGAAGAGCAUGAAGGCGUUGAAGCCUUCGUGGAACCCUUUGUCAUCCUGCUUAUCCUGAUCGCCAAUGCUUGCGUCGGUGUGUGGCAGGAACGUAAUGCCGAAUCCGCCAUCGAAGCCCUGAAGGAAUACGAGCCCGAGAUGGGCAAGGUGGUCCGAGCCGACAAGAGCGGUGUGCAGAAGCUGCGCGCCAAGGAAAUCGUGCCCGGCGAUAUCGUUGAGGUGUCGGUCGGCGACAAGAUUCCGGCCGAUAUCCGUCUGAUCAAGAUCUAUUCCACCACCAUCCGUAUCGAUCAGUCCAUCCUGACCGGUGAGUCGGUUUCUAUCAUCAAGCAUACCGACCCGGUACCAGAUCCCCGUGCUGUCAACCAGGACAAGAAAAAUAUUCUCUUCUCCGGUACUAACGUGUCUGCCGGUAAGGCCCGCGGUGUUGUCAUUGGAACCGGUCUGGCUACCGCCAUCGGUAAAAUCCGUACUGAGAUCUCGGAAACUGAAGAAAUCAAGACCCCCCUGCAGCAGAAAUUGGAUGAAUUCGGUGAGCAGCUGUCCAAGGUUAUCUCGCUGAUCUGUAUCGCUGUCUGGGCUAUCAACAUUGGGCACUUCAACGAUCCAGCUCACGGUGGCUCGUGGAUCAAGGGUGCUGUGUAUUAUUUCAAGAUUGCUGUCGCACUGGCUGUUGCUGCCAUUCCAGAAGGUCUGCCAGCUGUCAUCACCACUUGUUUGGCUCUGGGUACUCGCCGUAUGGCCAAAAAGAACGCCAUUGUCCGAUCGUUGCCAUCUGUUGAAACUCUGGGUUGUACCUCCGUCAUCUGCUCUGAUAAGACUGGUACACUGACCACUAACCAGAUGUCCGUCUCGCGUAUGUUCAUUUUCGAUAAGGUUGAGGGCAGUGACAGCAGCUUCACUGAAUUCGAAAUUUCCGGCUCUACCUACGAACCAAUCGGUGAAGUCACCCUUGGUGGACAGAGGAUUAAGGCUGCUGAUUACGAAACUCUGCAGGAACUGGGUACCAUCUGCAUUAUGUGUAACGACUCCGCUAUUGAUUUCAAUGAAGUCAAGAAAGUUUUCGAGAAGGUCGGUGAAGCUACCGAAACCGCGCUUAUUGUCCUGGCUGAGAAAAUGAAUCCAUUCAACGUCGCCAAGCAGGGUCUUGACCGUCGUUCUUCUGCCAUUUGUGUCCGCCAGGAAAUUGAAACCAAGUGGAAGAAAGAAUUUACUCUGGAGUUCUCUCGCGAUCGUAAAUCUAUGUCCAGCUACUGUAUUCCACUGAAGGCAUCUAAGCUUGGAAACGGCCCGAAAUUGUUCUGUAAGGGUGCCCCAGAAGGUGUCCUAGAUCGUUGCACACAUGCUCGUGUUGGAGGCACAAAGGUUCCACUGACCUCAACUCUGAAGAACCGCAUUUUGGAUCUCACCCGCCAGUACGGUACUGGACGCGAUACCCUCCGUUGUCUGGCUCUGGCCACCGCUGAUAACCCAAUGAAACCGGAUGAUAUGGAUCUGAAUGAUUCCACCAAGUUCUACACUUAUGAAGUUAAUCUUACCUUCGUCGGCGUUGUUGGUAUGCUUGAUCCCCCACGUAAGGAAGUUUUCGAUUCGAUCGUCCGUUGCCGUGCUGCUGGUAUUCGUGUUAUUGUCAUCACUGGUGAUAACAAGGCUACUGCUGAGGCUAUCUGCCGUCGUAUCGGUGUGUUCAAAGAGGAUGAGGAUACUACCGGCAAAUCCUACUCCGGUCGUGAAUUCGAUGAUCUGCCAGUUAGUGAACAGCGUGACGCUUGCGCUCGUGCUCGUUUAUUCUCGCGUGUCGAACCCGCUCACAAAUCCAAGAUCGUUGAAUACUUGCAAAGCAUGAACGAGAUCUCCGCUAUGACUGGUGACGGUGUGAAUGACGCCCCUGCUCUGAAGAAGGCUGAAAUUGGUAUUGCUAUGGGUUCGGGUACCGCUGUAGCAAAAUCCGCCUCCGAGAUGGUGUUGGCUGAUGAUAACUUCUCCUCAAUUGUUGCUGCCGUUGAAGAAGGUCGUGCCAUCUACAACAACAUGAAGCAGUUCAUCCGUUAUCUGAUCUCGUCCAACAUCGGUGAGGUCGUGUCCAUCUUCUUGACUGCCGCUUUGGGUAUGCCAGAAGCUCUGAUCCCAGUUCAGCUGCUGUGGGUCAACUUGGUUACUGAUGGUCUCCCAGCUACUGCCCUCGGUUUCAACCCGCCCGAUCUCGAUAUUAUGGAGAAACCACCACGCAAGGCUGAUGAAGGUCUCAUCUCCGGCUGGCUGUUCUUCCGUUACAUGGCAAUUGGUGGUUAUGUCGGUGCCGCUACGGUCGGCGGUGCCGCCUGGUGGUUCAUGUUCUCCGAGCACGGCCCACAGCUUAGCUACUGGCAGUUGACUCACCAUCUGUCCUGCAUUGGUGGUGGAGACGAGUUCAAGGGAAUCGACUGCAAGCUCUUCACCGAUCCGCAUCCGAUGACGAUGGCUCUGUCCGUUCUGGUUACCAUUGAGAUGUUGAACGCCAUGAACAGCUUGUCUGAGAAUCAGUCGCUGGUCACCAUGCCACCGUGGUGCAAUUUGUGGCUCAUUGCCUCCAUGUGCCUGUCGUUCGCCCUGCACUUCGUCAUCCUCUAUGUUGACGUCCUUUCGUCCGUAUUCCAGGUGACCCCGCUGAACAUCGACGAAUGGAUAACAGUGAUGAAGUUCUCGCUACCGGUGGUACUGCUCGAUGAAAUUCUCAAGUUCGCCGCUAGAAGGAUCUGUGACGCCAACCCCGAUUUCCACUAAGUCACCACACAAGUUUCCUAUUGUUUCAUCAAAAUCUACUACUCAUCACAGCAUCCAAAACCCUAAAACCAAAAACAAACACCAACCAAGUUCACCAUGCUUCAAUCCAACCAUCCUGCCCCGACGGUGCUGUGCCAGAGUUUGGGCCAAUGAAAGGCGCACUUCCGACCUACGAUAAUGGCAAAGUAUUCGACGGCCAGGUAGAACGUAUUUAUUUCCUUUCGGCGAACGACCGAUGAAUAGAGAGGACCAUAACCGUGGAAAUAAAACCAAAACCGGAAUCUGCCCUGGCCGAACCAUACUCGGAUCACAAACCUAAGCUUCCCUUUUGUGCCAUCGUAAUCUCAUCAAAUCGAUCCUGUGUUUGUUUUGUUGUUAUUGUCAUUAUUCAGUACUGUGUCCACGCCAUCCUGAACUGUCAUCAAAUAUUCACCAAUACUUCCCCCCUGGAAGAACCAACCAAUAAUGUACCAUCGAGUACAGAGAGCGUGAUCAACAAUAAACCCAACCUUCAUCCCUGCUUACAUUUGAAGAGACAGCCUUUUAGUUGAUACGACGCAUUAUCGGCAUUUUAGAGUUAUAUCGAAUGAUUUUGUGAGUGAUGUAAUUCUAAUAAGCCGAAGUACACCAAGAAAUCAACCACCGAAGUUAUUAAGACCUGGGAAUAAGCUAGUAGCCUACUACUACAAAUCGACACAGUGAAAAGUUUCUUACAGCAUGAUUCAACGUAAUAAUGCCAUACAAUACAAUGCGAAACAAUAAAAAUCAAUUAGAAAUAAUAGAAAUAUCGUUAUUUGUUAAACCUAGGGAAGAUCACUGGCAUCGACUUCUUCCAAUCUGAUAGGAAGUAUUAAACCAAUACGAAGUAGUAGUCACAAUAACCGAUUCAGCAGCAAUCGUUCAGAAUGACAGAAGAGCUUUCAUUUCCUUUCCUCGAUUUACUUAAGAACAAAUUCGAAUUAUACCGAAUAGUGAGCGUGUUCCAAAAAAAAAAAAAAAUAAUACAAAACAGUUUUGCCGAUGUUUUCUUAAUAAUUCAUUGAGAUCAUGAGCGAGGAACGAUAUGCAGAUCCUUUUGGGGUAGAAUAGAACAUUUCUGAACAGCGACUUUUUACCUUUUUCUAGUGAAAACGAACAAUUGAAGACAUUUUCUCUCGUUUAAUACAUUUAAGUUUCGAUAUUGUUCUGUUCGUCAGUUUCACGAAUGAAUAUUUUCAGUUAACUAUGCGUUCUGUAGUCUUUCGUUUCACUGUAUAGUUAUUUCAAUUUAGUUAAAUUUUUAUUUUUUUUUUUGAACAUGAGACAACAUUGUAAAUAAGUUAAUAAAAUAAAGUGAACAAGUUUGAAAAGAGAGACAUCAUCUUCUUGUUGAGUGGUAGUCAUCGAAAUUAAACUUAAAAGGUUAGAUAAUUUACAAAAAACUUAAUUUAACAAAAGCAGAAAACCAUUGUGUGACGUUGACCGCCAUCUUUAAUUUUAUGUCAUUUCAUCUUUGUUUAAAAAAGUUAAAGUUUCACGAAAAAAUAAAUAAAAAUCGUUAAAACCA